Messenger RNA from Acanthosepion pharaonis, 1269 nucleotides. The record is from the annotation of a GenBank genome assembly. Lineage: Eukaryota; Metazoa; Mollusca; Cephalopoda; Sepiida; Sepiidae.
AUGUCUUUCUUUCUUUCUUUUUCUUUCUUUCUUUCUUUUCUUUCUUUCUUUUUUCUUUUUUUAUGUCGGUUUUGUUUCUUUCUUUUUCUUUCUUUUUUUUCUUUCUUUCUUUCUUUUUUUCUUUUUUCUUUUUUUUCUUUCUUUUCUUUGCUUUUCUUUCUUUUCUUUUCUUUCUUUCUUUCAGGCUUCUUUUUUUUCUUUCUUUUCUUUCUUGCUUUUCUUUCUUUUCUUUUCUUUCUUUCCUUUCUUUCUUUCUUUUUUUCUUUCUUUCUUUUUUUCUUGUCGGUUUUGUUUUCUUGCUUUUUUCUUUCUUUUUCUUUCUUUCUUUUCUUUUCUUUCUUUCUUUCUUUUCUUUUUUCUUUUCUUUCUUUCUUUUCUUUCUUUUUCUUUUCUUUUCUUUCUUUCUUUUUCAGGCUUCUUUCUUUUCUUGUCGGUUUUUUGUUUGCUUUUUUUUCUUUUUUUCUUUCUUUUCUUUCUUUCUUUCUUCUUUUAAUCUUUACUUAUUUACCAUCUAUCUUUAUUCCUUCUUAUUUCCUUUGUCUUCUUUCCUUCGUCCUUAUUUUUUCUUUUACUUUUUCUUUUUUCCAUAUUUCCUUCUUCUUCACAUUUUUCUUUCUUCUUUAUUUCCAUAUUUCUUUCUUCUUCACAUUUUUCUUUCUUCUUUAUUUCCAUAUUUCCUUCUUCUUCACACUUUUUUCUUCUUUCUUUCCAUAUUUCUUUCUUCUUCACAUUUUUCUUUCUUUCAUCUUUUAUAUUUUUACUUCAUUUUCUUUCGUUUUUCACUUAGAUCCCUUUUCUUUAUAUCCUUCUCUUUCUUUCUUUCUUUCUUUCUUUCUUUCUUUCUUUCUUUUCUUCCUCUUUGCCGUUUUCUUCUUUUCUUUCCUCUUUCUAACGACCAUUUGCAAACUGAAAUCUUAUAACUGCAUCAAAUACUUUGUAAUAUAUGGCAUAUCUCCUUGUUUCAAGACCAAAUUUAAAUGCUGCCACCGACGAGACAUAGCGCUGCUCGCGUUCCUUCCAGAUAAAACCAUUCUGUCGUCAUCCCAGACGUCUGCUGGUAGAGUGCAGUUUACGAUUUCUCUUCUUUCCUUCUUAAUCUUUCUUUCUCCCCUUUUCUCUCUCUUACUUCCCCCUUCUCUCUCUCUCCUUCUCUCUCUCUAUCUCUCUCUCUCUCCAUUUGAUAAUAAGAAAUAUAAAUUUAUUAUAUAUCUAUCUAUUAUCUAUCUAUCUAUCUAUCUAAUAAUAUAUAUUAAAUAUUUAUAUCUAUAA